Molecule: messenger RNA, 972 nt
Organism: Brassica oleracea var. oleracea
Lineage: Eukaryota; Viridiplantae; Streptophyta; Magnoliopsida; Brassicales; Brassicaceae
Product: expansin-A8-like
Exons: 3
Coding region: 127-900 (257 amino acids)
Biological process (GO): plant-type cell wall organization
Cellular component (GO): extracellular region
Source: RefSeq, a predicted model, not a curated record
CCACGUUUGAUCCCAUAUCAGUAUCACGAUUCUCACCAAAAAAAAUCAGAUACUCAAAACUGAAUUAACCAACCCCCAAACUUUCAAAGUCUAGGCUCCACAAAACAAAAACAAAUUAAAAUUAAAAUGGACACUACAUCAGACUCCAAAUAUUCUAUAAUCUCAAUCUUAUCCAUACUCACUUUAUUAUUCUCUCUCCAAGCAGCUCACGGAGACGAUGGGGGUUGGCAAGGUGGUCACGCCACGUUCUACGGUGGCGCCGACGCUUCCGGCACAAUGGGCGGAGCUUGUGGCUAUGGUAAUCUGUAUAGCCAAGAUUACGGGACCAAUACGGCGGCUCUUAGCACGGCUUUAUUCAACAACGGACUCACGUGCGGUGCGUGCUACGAGAUGAAGUGCAACGAUGACCCAAGAUGGUGUCUAGGUUCUACUAUCACCGUCACAGCUACUAACUUUUGUCCACCGAACCUUGGCCUCUCCAACGAUAAUGGUGGAUGGUGCAAUCCUCCUCUUCAGCAUUUUGACCUUGCCGAACCAGCUUUUCUCAAAAUUGCUCAGUACCGAGCAGGCAUUGUCCCUGUCUCUUUUCGAAGAGUACCGUGUAUGAAAAAAGGAGGGAUAAGAUUUACGAUCAACGGACACUCAUACUUCAACCUAGUUCUGAUCUCGAACGUAGGAGGAGCAGGAGACGUCCACGCGGUCUCGAUAAGAGGCUCAAAGACAGGGUCGUGGCAAGCUAUGUCUAGGAACUGGGGACAGAACUGGCAGAGCAACUCUUAUCUCAACGACCAAAGCCUCUCGUUCCAGGUCACUACCAGCGAUGGUCGCACCGUCAUUAGCAAUGACGUGGCUCCUUCAAAUUGGCAGUUUGGACAAACCUACCAAGGCGGUCAACUCUAAACCUUUUUCUGUGCUCACGUGGCUGCAUAUUGUUGAGGUGGCUCCGUAAACACACCCACCAAGUCUUUUGUC